Messenger RNA from Moneuplotes crassus, 2109 nucleotides. Lineage: Eukaryota; Ciliophora; Spirotrichea; Euplotida; Euplotidae. The record is from the annotation of a GenBank genome assembly.
GUAAUAAUUAUAAUAUAUUGACGAAUAAAUAGGAAGCAUGAACAUUGACGAUAAAGAACAGUUCAUCACAAUUUGGUACAAAGAAUGUAUGGAUCGUGGCCUCCAAGUUCUCGACAAGAUCAAUAGCCAUGACUAUAUCAUGGAGGAACCACAGGAGGAGACCCAUUCAGGAUCACCAAAUGCAAAUUUAAUCACCAUUGAGGAAAGAAUUGACAUUUUUAAAUAUUUUCUGGACAAAUACGAGGGUUUUGAUCGGUCUAUGAUGUGCAAUUAUUUGUUCAUGACUGAAUUUUUAAAUAUUUUACACCCACAAGAAUUUCCCUUCACUGCUCUAUACCAAGAUCUUAAUGAGCAAGAUGGCCAACACAGUGAUGAUGAGAGCAUUCUGAGGGAACUUUUACUGCACAUAAAUAAAUUCUUCAGUAGAAGGAACUUGAAGGCGAAACCUGGGUAUCUUAAGGAUAUUUUGAGCAAUUUUGACCAAGAAAGUAGCUACUUUUUGGUACUUGAGAUUAUCUUCACCAUUGCCUUUAUGUCUAAGGAUGUUUAUUCAUUGUUAGACUACCCUAAGGAAUUCUUCAAUAGCUCACUAUCCAGCCUUUCAGAGUCAUACAAUCCUGUUUCAUUUGGAAAAACCAUGCAUAUACUAAACUCAGUACUAAAUGAUAUGUUUGAGGUGAAAGAGAACAAUACUGAUUUUAUCCGAGAUCCUAUGAAGCGAGACACUUGCAUUAUCUCUCCAAGAGCCCCUAUACCAGGCUCUGAUGAGUCUGGCAGCACAGCUGAGGACUCUGAAAAUCCUUUGGUGAAGUUCAACAAGCAGUUCACCUUACAUAUUAAGAAUGAAACGCUUGAAUCUGAAGAAGCCAAUCCUUACUAUGACCAAGAUGAAGAUGAUAUGUGUGAACUUGACUGGCUCAGGCUCAACAAUGCUACCGAGGAAGAGUACCUUGACAUGCUUGACCAGAAGGAAGAAGAACACAAGCAGAAAAUCAUAGAAGCUCGUGAGCAAGAACUUAGGCUCAAACACAUCAUUGAAGAGCGCAAUGCUGAGAAAGAGUACUCUUCGAAUCUUCAGGAGAUCUGUGACAAACAAAAAGCUCAGAUCAAGGCUCUCCUUGACAAGGUAUACAAGAAAGAAAAGAAAGAAAUUGAUUAUAAGAGCGAUAUCGAUAUCAUACGUGGUAAGGCCUCUCUUCGGGAAGAAGAGAUCAAAAACCUCAACAAGAAAUUACUGAGGCUUGAGAAAUUCAAGCUCCAGUGCCGAGACAAGGACGAAGAGAUUGCUAUCCUCAAUAGCCAUCUCGAUGAGAUGAACUCAUCUCAUAGCUACGCUAUGGAGAAGGUUCAAAGCUUAUCGAGGGAACUUGACAGGGAGAGGAAUCUUUCUAAGAAGUUUAAGCAUAACUUCAAUCCGUACUCCUCUCCUGAUCUAGAGGAAAACUCUCCUGAGGAGUUUGACAGAAGCGUAGAUUUCUCUAGCGAGAGAGGCAACCUAAUGAACGAGAGCUCCAUACUUGAACAAGAUAGUAAAGAGAGACACCAAGAUGGUGAUACAGCCAAUCUUACCCUAGAAGAUGAGCUAGGCAUGCUCGGACUAGAGGGUGAUAAUUUUGAGAAUAAUGAUAUAUUCGAACCUAGGCAAGCUCUUUACUCACUUCAUGAUGAUCAAAGUGAGGUAGAGCUAUGAGAUAUCUCACCAGAAGCCCCAUUCCCAACUCUUGAGGAGAAGAAGUACUCACCUUACGAGGAGAGUAAGACUGCUCGAAACCUCAACAAUGCCUUCUGCCUAUCUAAGGAUGAUGGAAUCGAAGUUUCACUAAAGGAUGUGAGGAUAGCUGAUCUUGAGAAAAAGGUUGAAAUCGAGAAGGAAAUGAAGGAAAAUUACUACAAAAAGUACACUGAAUACAUGACCAAUUUCAUCAAGGCUGAGAAGAGGAGGAAGGAGAUUGAGGUCUACCUAGGUAUCAAGAAGAGACAGCAAAGUAAAAUGAAGAAAAUUGUGGCUGUGCUGAUCCCGGUGAUCUUCCUGCUAGUAGCAAUUUAUUUCAUGAUAGGCUAAAACUUCAUUUUGACCAUGCUGUAAUAAUUUAUACUGUCUUCAACUGA